AUGCUACAGGGCAGCUACGCCAUUGGAACAGCGAAACAGAACAACACCAUUCAGUGCAACACGAAUAACGUGAAACUAUGUGUGGUGGAGCCAGUUAGAAACAGUGAUCAGAGCAACCAGAGUAAUCAGACUAAUCAGAAGAAUAACUCUAUUGAAAAAGUAUUAGCAAAUUACUACAGUCAAAUGAAGGAUAAGAAUAAUACAGGUGAUACAGAUAACACUGACAACAACAAUAACAAUGAUAACAAUGAUAAUAGUAAGAAGAGUGAUGAUCAAUUACAGUUACUGUCAUAUGAAGAAGUACAGAAUCAGAUCAGUGGUAAGAAGAAUAAGAGCAAGAGCAAGAAGAGUGGGCUAUUGGAGAAAGCAAAGAGUUUGUUGAUUGGGGAGAAUAAGAGUGGAUUAUUGGAUAUUGGUGAUGCAUACAAUGAAGGUGAUAGAGUUGGAUUAUUGAGUGAUGUGAUAGAAUAG
This is a messenger RNA of Enterospora canceri, 471 nucleotides long. The record is from the annotation of a GenBank genome assembly. NCBI's taxonomy places the organism in Eukaryota, Fungi, Microsporidia, Enterocytozoonidae.